GACACUUAUUCCGCUGUUGCUCAAACUCAGGCUCAGAUAACGUUAGAAGAGGACCAAACUGAGUAAUCCACCAUGAACUACACGUUUCUUACAACAGCCAUACUUGUAUUCCUCUCCUCAGCAAGUCUUUGCUAUGGAGCCGGAGUGCUCCCCGUCGAUCUACUUAGUGGAGUAAAAGGAGAGAGUGUGACCUUCACAACAACCGUGAAACCAACAGCGCAACCAUUUCUGGCAUUGACCUGGAGCUUCAAUGGUACCACCAAUAUAAUAACAUCAACCAGUGCAGAUGUAGUGGGAGCAGGCUAUGAGAACAGGAUCACCCUGGAUAAAUCUACUGGAUCUCUGGUGCUUAGAAACCUGACUGAAAAAGACAGCGGAGAAUACGAGUUAAUCAUCAUCCCGUAUGGAGCCGGACAGAUUCAAGGAACUGCUAAGUUGGAGGUGCUGACCAAAGUGUCAAAACCCACCAUGGCCUGCCCGACAGAGAACGUAGUAGAAGGUAUAACCUCCCUGAACCUAACCUGCAAUUCUGACAGCUUCACGUCUAGAGUGUGGAUGAAGGAUGGCCAACCUCUGGUUGCUGGAGGAAGACUCAGCUUUCACGAUGGGAACAGAGUGUUGUCCAUCAGCCCCGUGAACAGGAUAGACACCGGAGAGUUUCUGUGUAAUGUCAGCAAUGACAUCAGCUUCGAUACCGCCAGAUGCAGACUUCUAGUCUAUUAUGGACCUGACAGACCAGUAAUUGUUCAGACGCCAAUAGGAGCAGAACUUGAAGAGCCCGUCUUUCUUAGCUGCUCUGCUGACUCCCUACCAAAGGCAACUUUCUUCUGGAAGUUCAAACACAUUAUGAUGUACGGGCCCAUACACUACAUCCAUGAGUUAGAACCAAGUCACCUGGGGAGGUACACCUGUACCGCCCGUAACCCUACCACUGGCCAGGAAGCCUCUGUGUUCCACAACCUGCGUGACUCCUCUACUCCCAUCAGUGGUUCUAUGUCCAUGAUGGUUUGCACUGUCCUAACCGCGGUGGCACUCACAUUGGUCUAAAGACUGCUUUUUGUCCAUGGAAAUUGUUUUUAAAUGUGUAUUAAUGUGUUUACUUUAAAUGAUUUUUCUGUGUUAAACAGUACUGCUGUGUCUCUUUAAAUUUUAUGUUCACAUAAAAUGAAGCUGUAAAUGAUAAACGAUAAACUGACAAACUAGAGUUUCUUCACAUUUGCUUUUGUCCAUGCAAUUUAUUUAUAAUGUUCUUCAGUCAUAUACAUCUUUGACAUUCAUUAUUGUGUUAAAUGACUUGCUGCUGUCUCAUUUCUCCUUUCAACUGUAUAUUAAGUCAUCUAAAAGUAUCAUUAAUAUUGCUGUAAUAGCACCUCUCACUUAAGAGAGCAAAGUACAAUCUGUCCCCAUCGCAGCUGUGGUCUCAUGACUGCUAUAAUAAAUCAAUCUUGACACUACUAACAUUUCAGGUGUUGUAUAACAGACCUACUUAAUAUAUUUUGUUCUUGUGUCAUGCAGCCUUCAAACUAUGAUAAAGUGUUUAAUGCUGUAACACUGAUGCCUGAUAAAGCCCUACUAAACUCCCACUACAAUAAAGUUUUAUGAAAACUCGU
This is a messenger RNA of Epinephelus moara (kelp grouper), 1610 nucleotides long. RefSeq names its product carcinoembryonic antigen-related cell adhesion molecule 2-like. The record is from RefSeq and is a predicted model, not a curated record. The transcript has 5 exons. Lineage: Eukaryota; Metazoa; Chordata; Actinopteri; Perciformes; Serranidae. Bases 73 to 1047 code for a protein of 324 amino acids.